CACCGUCAGUCAAUGAUUUGGCAAGUUGCAGGAGAGCGAGCGCUUUCUCCUUAUAAAAUAAACAAACUUUUAUAUCUGUUCAAUGUUCAAUCUUAUAUGAAUAAUCAUAAAGUAAAAUCAUUAUUCAUGUGUUUAAACGGUUAAUAAAAGUGAUUUAAGGACAGCAACUGUGAAAAACCGGUGAGUGAAAUUUGAACUUAGCGCUGGCUAGUGGCUGCCUGAUUAACUCGGUUUUUGUUAUUUGUUUGCUAAGCGUAUUGUCAUGUUUUAGUGUUAUAUAAGCGAUAUGUUGUUAUUAAAGACUUUUAGUGCGUGUGUAACAUUUAUACGACCCCGGCUAUGCACAGUUCGCACCAUGACCAGUGCGUCGGUGACAAUAAAGUUCCGCUCGGGUCUGACCUCAUCAGACCCUGAGCAGUGCCCUGUGCUGUUUGUGGGGCAGACAUUCCACCUAAGCCAGCUGAGCUGGAGUGAUGUGAGACGCAAGCUGGAACCACAUGUUACUGAAGAGGCGUGGAAGCGCGGCAUAUCAUGCGUGGUGGCGACACCGGGGGAGGCUGUAGAGGUGUGGCCGCGCGCGGUCUCCAUCGCGUCUCUGCCGGCGCGGCGCUCCCGGCACGCGGCCCCGUCCCGCGCGCAUGCGCUCGCCAAGCUGGUGCGGGCCACGCCGCGGCACAGCGACGAGUUCAUCGUGCUGGUGUGCCGCAAGCGCGAUGUACUGGCCAGUGUCGCUGCUAUCGCGAGAUCGUUCCCGGAGUAUGUGGCGAGGUCCGGGGCAGCGCCGCUCGCGCCGGCCCCGGAGCCUCGUGCCAGAACUGUUACAGUGGAGUUGCAUCUUGUGAGGGAUGAUGGACGAGACGGCGACUCCGAGGACGAGUGCAUCGGCUCGCUGGACCCGAUCCUGUGCGAGAGCUCCCUGUCGAGCGAGGAGCUGGCCACGCUGCAGGACGUGGCGGACGCGACCCGCCUCGCCGCCAGGAUCACCGACAUGCCCGCCAACAUCAUGAACGUUGACAAGUUUAUACAUGAAGCAUGCGACAUCGCCAAGAAGCUAGACAUCCAGGAGCCAACCAUUAUCCGUGGUGAAGAGCUGAAGAAUCGCGGCAUGGGAGGUAUUUACGGGGUGGGUCGCGCCGCCUCGUGUCCCCCCGCGCUGGUGGUGCUGUCGUACACCGCCCCAGCCGCCACCGAGACAGUGGCCUGGGUCGGCAAGGGCAUCGUUUAUGACACCGGCGGUCUCAGUAUCAAGGCCAGGACGUCGAUGGUGGGCAUGAAGGGCGACUGCGGCGGCGCGGCGGCGGUGCUCGGCGCGUUCUACGUGUUCGUGAAGGCCAAGCCCAGCAUCAACCUGCACGCCGUGCUGUGCCUCGCCGAGAACGCCGUGGGGCCGCUCGCUACCAGGCCUGAUGACAUCCACCAGCUGUAUUCAGGGCGUACAGUGGAGAUCAACAACACUGACGCCGAAGGUCGUUUAGUACUGAGUGACGGAGUGGUGUACGCGUCCAGAGAUCUCAAAGCGGACACCAUUGUAGACAUCGCCACCCUCACCGGCGCUCAGGGCACGGCGACGGGCAAGUACCACGCGGGCGUGGUGUCGAACAGCGCGCGGCUGGAGCGGCUGUGCGUGCGCGCGGGGCUGCGCGCCGGCGACCUCGCGCACGCGCUGCCCUUCGCGCCCGAGCUGCACUUCGCAGAGUUCACCAGCUGCGUCGCCGACAUGAAGAACAGCGUCGCCGACCGCAACAACGCCCAGCCGUCUUGCGCUGGACUGUUCAUCUUGGCUCACCUUGGCUUCGACUUCCCCGGCUCGUGGCUGCACAUUGACAUGGCGGCGCCUGCGCAUUGUGGCGAGCGCGCGACGGGCUACGGCGUGAGCCUGCUGUCGGUGCUGUUCGGGUCCCGCUGCCAGGCCACCCUGCUGCGCGCGCUGUGCCCCGCGCCUGCGCCCUGACGCCGGACCGCGCCCGCCUCCCGCUCCCCGCUGUGGCGCGUCGUGCGCUCCAUCCCCAGCCGCCGGCGCCACUCGCACCACCCCGCGCACGACGACCCGGAGCCGCCGCGCCGCGCACACCCGCCACACCCGCCCUUCUCGCGCCCCUACGACCCACCCUACCCGCGCCACCGCUACCCGCCCUACCCGCGCCGCCGUGACCCACCCUCCCCGCAACCCUUCGACCCACCUUUCCCGCCGCAUCCCUUCGAAGCACCGUUCGCACAUCCCUACGACCCGCCGUUCCCGCACCCCUACGACCCGCCCUUCCCGCCACACCCGCACCACCAUCCACGCAUCAUACCCAUACCGACCACGGUACCGGAUAUAGAACAGCUCCUGGGCGAUCAAGUGCCCGACCAUGACUCAUACAGACGAGCUGUAUUCUUAACGCGCCUCAGGAAUGCCGCCAUCCAGAGUAGUUUGAGGCAUCAGGAUCCGUACGAUUUCGACCCGCUUCCGGAGGAUAUACCACUCAGCGAAUCACCAGAUCUGUAAGUUCAGUGGACUAGUGAAGGAAAACCCAACUCAGAUGUAACCCGGCAGCUUGGUGUCUGUCGCAGUACCCAGCAAUGAGAACUCAACACCUGAUGAGAAAAGUGGGGUCCAGAUAUCAAUUGAUGAGAUAUUGGCACUCGCAAAUCGACUCAGUUAUGCCAGCCUUCGGUACAUCUUGGUUAACAACAUUCUAGCAAUUACAAUCGAUAGCAACUUCUUUCCUCAUUCACCUCUGCUUUUAGACUACAGUAAUGAACAUCUGGUCAUAAUGUUACUCUGAUAAUAUGAACUAAUAUGUCCACCAGUCUCAGACUAUGUAAUCCUUACUCGAAACCGUAUGAAGUAGUUAAUGUCUAUAUAAUAUGUGUCUAUAUUAUAUACAAUUAUCAUAAGUCUUAAUAAAUAGUAUUUUAAAGAUAUAAAACUGAUUUAGGAUAUCGUGUGAGCGAGAAAACUGACUCGUAUCGCAACAGAUCAUACAAUCUUGGAAUAUUUAAUACUGUAGAAUUUUUUGCGUUAACAAUCGAAAUCUUAAAAUAUAUAGUAACGAAAACAUUAUAUUCAUGAAAUACAAUAAUAAUUUCAAUGUUGUUAAUUAGACAAAUAAUAAUUGGUGUAUUAAUUAAUUCCUAUUUCUCCGGAAUAAAAUAUGUGGGUAGUUGUAACUUUACUUAAGACUAACGCCAUCUAUCGGCGUAAAUUUUAUCCAGUGUGACUGGUAAUGUCGACUUCAAUUCAUAUAAGUUACCGGAUUCCUUUAAUGCCUAUUUCAAAGUUACCGAUGUUUGAUAAAUGUCUGAUCAGUCUACUUAUCUGUUUUCGCCAACUUUAACUCCUACUGCGCCCAUUUGAAAAUAUUAUCCAUCGAAUUGUGUUUAGGUGGGCCUUAGUUCUUAUGGCGUAUUCGUCCUUUUGUAAUUAAGGUCUUCCUAAUCAAAGCUCGGCUUUCAUAGCCGUAUAGGUAAAUGGAAUUGAUUCUCUUACCUAUACGGCUAUGAAAGCUGUUCAUCGAUUAGAAUGCCCGUAAUUGCAAGACGGAUAUACUCCUUAGACGGAAUAUGGCCCGCUGACUAACCUGAUUGGAAAAUUCAGAACUUAACAACUGUCAUUUUUUAUUAGUGUUGUACUUUAUCAUAUGAAUAAUUUUUAUCUUAUUAAAAACUAGUCAUAGCCGAAAUUAAAAGUAAAUCUGCUAAAUUAUAAUAAACAGUAUAGUACGAAUUUGGCCUUAAUGCCACAAAAUAUCGCCUAAAUGUCUCUGCAAUUAUGGGUUCUUUAAAUAAAGAGAAGUUGGCGAAAUCAGAUAUAACACCUCAUUGUCCACACUAAUAUAUGUUAAGCAUAAUAUUAAUUAUGUCAAUCUAACUUAGUUAUAUUCGUUCAUAAAAGAUGGGAUGCAAAAAGGUUCUUGUCUAACUAAAUAAACAAUUUCUUAUAAAAAAUUACUUAUAUCGAAAUCAUGGUGUAAAAAAAUAUUUCAUUUGAACACUCGAAUAUUCGAGAAGAUCGGUGUUUCUCGGAAAUUGCAUCUCAUCAUUAGCUUAGUUGUUUUAAACACGGAAUAAUGGCUAAUGAGACAUCUAUACUGUAUUCAGCGAAUCAUAAAUUUAAUGUAAACAUAUAUGUACCUAUCAAUUUAUAGAUAGUGUUGACUAUUUUCCUAUUCAACUGUUAGAAAAAUUGGGAAAGAAGUAAGAUAUAAACAGCUGGCCUAUCAUCACCUUUUUGUAGUAAUGGAAUUGACAUUUAAAAAUGAUAAUUCUUUGUGGUAUCCAUUUCUGCCAGUUAGUAAUAAGAGGUAUUGACCGCAGUCUCACUUUGUCUCUUCCUAUAUGGUAAAUAUUGUGUGAAUAUUACUUAAUAUGUUCAAUAAUGUAGGUAUAGCUUUAAGGUUAGAAAAUACAUAACUUUAAAGAAGGUACUAUUUGUGCACAUUUUAUUAUAUUUUCUGUUGAAUGUGGUAUAGUGAAAGUAUACAGCCACUUUGACAUUGUGUUACUAAAUGGAACCACAAACUUCUUGAAAAUAACACAACAAAAAGUUAUUCGACUCGUAGAUGUAAAUAAAAAAAAUGAACAUAAAUAUCAAUCAAAAGUAAUUUUAAUUUUACACGCCGUACUGCUACUACUCUAAGAGAAUCCGUCGUAACGGCAUCAUCACACUUUCAGUCAGAAAUACACUCACACACUCGCCAUAUUCCCACUAAACUACAAAAUAAUAAAAAGUAAAACACGUAUAAAACUGGAUUUUUUUGUGAAAAUAUUCGGAUUUCAUAGAUUUUUGGCACAAUGUUAUUGGAGGUACAGACGAGUAUGUGGUUUUAUUUAUUAACUCAAUGUCAAAAUGGCCCUGUAUACAAAAACAAGUACAAUAUAUCAAAGCCAUGUACAAUAUCAGUUACCGUGAAAAUACUUGUAGUCGAAACUCUGUCAGUCAGAAUAUAAGAAGACAAGUCAUAAUACUGUUUAGAUUGCCAUAACUUUAUUUAUAAAUAUUCGAAUUUUAUUUAUAUUUCCUAUUACUCGACAUUGGAAAAUUAAGCAACAGAUUAUCCCUGGAAGCCAUAGUCUUAAAGAACUCGUACUCCCAUACUUUUUGUAUUAUGAUUCAUUUCGUUGUUUCAAGGCGACUGAGGUUCAAAUUCAGAAAUUGUCGAUAUCGAUCCUAUGUCAGUUAUAAAAACAGUUGUCAAAGUGUAAGAAUAAAUAGAAAUUGUAAAAUUGCGAGAUCGUUGCGGAAAUUGACCAAUCAGAGUAGUGUGAGCAUUGCGACUCGAUUUUGAUUGGUACAUUUCCGGGGUCGAUCUGAAGAUAGCGACAAAUUGUUUACCAAACAUAUUUCUUAAAUCCUAGUUUAAGAAGCUUUGUCAUGUUCCAUUUUGAUCAAUGCCUACACGUUGUAAUCAUAUUUUACGUAUGUCGUCUUAAUUUAACGAAGUUUACAUCGAUAUUCUGACUAAUAGAUGAGACUUAUGGAAUAUUUUUAGCAUUAAGUUAAAAAUGUGUUCGUCAGCGCCAAAUCAUUAUGCCAUAAAUAUUUUUGUAAUACGUUUUUUCCUUUUCAUUAACGGACUUGAAGCGUUGUUAGUAAACUUUUGGAGCAUUUUUAACCAGUGUAAUGUGCAUACCGUUUUGGGAAAUAAAGUUUUGUAUACUAA
Molecule: messenger RNA, 5645 nt
Organism: Manduca sexta (tobacco hornworm)
Lineage: Eukaryota; Metazoa; Arthropoda; Insecta; Lepidoptera; Sphingidae
Gene: grsm
Product: probable aminopeptidase NPEPL1
Exons: 11
Coding region: 287-1951 (554 amino acids)
Biological process (GO): proteolysis
Cellular component (GO): cytoplasm
Molecular function (GO): metalloaminopeptidase activity; manganese ion binding
Source: RefSeq, a predicted model, not a curated record